AUGGGUCGUACUGGUACGAAGGUGAAGAAAGGAGAACUAGGGAAUGCUUUACUUCGUACACAAAAGAAAACAUCACGUGUAAACACAAAAGAUGUUGCAUCUAGUGCUGGUAAACACGUAUCUGAACGUGACGGUGGAGACGCUUCUGUGGCACUGGCGUCAUAUCUCGAAGGCUCAUCCUUAGAUGAUUUUCUUGCUAGUGCCGUGUUGGCUAAUCGUGAAUUUACAGCCAUAAAGGAAAACAUUUUACUCAUGGACGAAGCAGAUACAGGACCGCAAGUUAUUGAAUCAAAAGAAAAGAACGUGGUGCCCGAGAUGACCUUUGCAGAAAUGAAAGUACCACGUCGUCCUGAAUGGAGUACGUCAACAACGGCUGAGGAACUGAAUCAAAUGGAAAAGGAGAGCUUUCUCAAGUGGCGUCGCGAUAUUGCCUUAUUGGAGGCUUCGUCUGAUCACUUGGAGGUAACUCCGUUUGAAAAGAACUUGGAAGUGUGGCGACAAUUGUGGCAUGUUCGCGAGCGGAGUGAUAUCAUGGUGCAAAUCGUAGAUGCUCGAAACCCACUAUUCUUUCGAUCGACGGACCUAGACGCGUAUGCAAAGGAAGGUGAUAUGCUUAGACGGACACUUUUGAUUGUCAAUAAGGCCGACUUUUUGGAUGAACGCCAACGAAUGGCUUGGGGAGAUCACUUCAAAGCGGAAAACAUAGAUUUUGUCUUCUUCUCGGCCAAGGAGGCUCAGGACGAAAUUGAUAAGGAAGCUAAAAAGUUGCGACAGGAGCAGAGAAAUGCCGAAAGUCACGACCAAUACGACAAAGUGAAGCCGGCAGAAGCAUUACAGCUUGCGAAAGAAAAGGUUAAUACCAACGAAGAGACCAACCUGCAUCCGGUAUUGUCGCGUGUCGAUCUGCUGGAAUAUAUGACCAAAAUUGCUUCGGAGGUGCUGGACGAGGUAGGCGUGCGAGUGAAGGACAAUGGUUUGAUCAAGUUUGGUAUGGUAGGAUUUCCCAAUGUUGGAAAGAGUUCCGUGAUAAAUGCACUGCUGGGUGCGUCGACGUACUCCCACAAGACUCAGCGUGUUGCUGUCGGUGCUACCCCUGGAAAGACUAAACACUUUCAGACUAUGAUUCUGUCCGAUAAAAUCAUGCUGUGCGAUUGCCCUGGUCUCGUGUUCCCAAGUUUUGUCAACUCGAAGGCUGAGAUGUACUGUUGCGGUGUACUGCCUAUCUCGCAGCUUCGUGACCAUAUCUCACCGUGCCAACUCCUGUGUCAUCGUAUUCCAAAGCGAGUGUUUGAACGAACGUACGGAAUCAAGAUUCCUUCUUCCAAGACAGCAAAAGAAACCGACCCCGUUGGUAUUUAUGCGCUUCUAGAGUCUUAUGCCCGCAACCGCGGCUAUACGACGACUGGCAAAGGAGGCCCUGACACCUCGCGGGCAGCACGCGACAUCUUGCGGCACUAUGUAAACGGUCGACUGCUGUAUUGCCACCCUACACCGAAUAUCUCGGACCCCACUAUCUUUGACAUCCAUGAGCUUGCUAAGGCUCAGUUUCCUGAUAUUGCGGAGCCAAUUGUCCCAGAAAGCAGUGGCAAUGGUGCCGACGAGGAAGCUAGUCUUUCGGCAAAUGCAGAGAAGGAGGGCCUGAAUUUUGAUACCAACGUCGAAGACAAACACGUCGUAAGCAAGCGACUGAAGAAGCACGGUCGUAAAGGACGCAAGGGACGUGAUAAGAACCCGUAUGAAGACUCGGACUUGCCUGGUGGUGCUUCCGGUGUUCACAUUAACUCGGGCGGCAAGAAGAGAAACCACAGACCAUGA
Messenger RNA from Peronospora belbahrii, 1815 nucleotides. The record is from the annotation of a GenBank genome assembly. Lineage: Eukaryota; Oomycota; Peronosporomycetes; Peronosporales; Peronosporaceae.